This is a messenger RNA of Thalassophryne amazonica, 2366 nucleotides long. RefSeq names its product periphilin-1-like. Bases 229 to 1329 code for a protein of 366 amino acids. Gene Ontology annotation, biological process: negative regulation of gene expression, epigenetic; protein localization to heterochromatin; negative regulation of DNA-templated transcription. The transcript is spliced from 11 exons. Gene Ontology annotation, cellular component: nucleoplasm. The record is from RefSeq and is a predicted model, not a curated record. Lineage: Eukaryota; Metazoa; Chordata; Actinopteri; Batrachoidiformes; Batrachoididae.
GAAGCCCACUAUCUGACCACUGUUUCGUUUUUAAGUUUUUUAUUUUAUUUUAUUUUUUGCACGUGGAAAAAAUAUAGCUAAAAGUGUAUGUAACUAUACUUGGAGUUUGAGAAAUAUGUUAAACUUGCACCGGGGUUAGGAAUAUUAAACGCGCUUCUCGGUUGUUGACAUCUUACUGAAUAAUCUGAAGAAUCUGGCUAUUUGGGCACGUGAAUCAAUCACUUCAUAAUGGCAUAUCGACGAGGUCAGAGACCAAUUCGAGAUGUGUAUGAAGAACACUUUAGAGCAACGGACAGUAGAAAGGUGACAGUCGGAAGAACUGUCAGUAUUUAUGAAAAGAGGAGCAACACAUGGUCAGAUGACUAUGACACCGGCUAUCAUGGCAACCAAUGGCGUGAUUAUUCUCAGUACAUGGAUGCAAGAGAAUAUAGUGGAGAACGUGAAUACUCAUUUGACGAUCAUCACUUACUUGACGAAAACCCAGGCUUUGUCAAUUUUCAUCGGAAAUCGCCACCCUCACGAAACGAUGGCUUUUACUCCGGUUAUAGUUUGACACAAGAUGAUUUACGGCAUCAAAUAGAUGCAAGGAGCAGUAACAGAGAUCGGCCUUAUUGCAACAGAGGUCGAAGUUUAAAUUAUUCAUCGAGAGAGGACCAUAAUGACUACAGGAGGCGAGGCCGAGAACCCCAUGCACAUGGUCGCCCUUCCCAGCAAGUUGAAGUUGUUUAUUCCCGAUCAAAGAAUAGAAGCUUUUCCCCUAAGAGGGACAAAAGCUACACACUCCAUCAAAGCCAGCGGAGGGAAAAGCCCAGUGUGACAACUGACAACACUGCCAGCAUUACUGUGGAGGACUCCUCUCACAGCUCAGGAUCUUCAAAGGUAUCGGCAUCACGAGAAAUCUCUGUCCAGCGAACUGUUGACAACACAAGCUCUUCCCAGGCAUCCCUCAACCUCAAAGACCAAGAUCUUUCAGACAAGAAUGUUAUUACUGAGGAAAAAAGUGUUGCAUCUGUGGAGGAGCCAGAGGAGGUGGUUGCUGCCAGCGUGGAGCCGAAGUCGACACCAGAGGAAGACAUUAAGGCUCGCCGGUUGGAGGCCAUUAAAGCUAAAGCUCUGGAAAUUGAAAAGCAUUACAGGCAGGACUGUGAGACGUUCCGCACAGUGGUGAAGAUGUUGGUGGCCAAGCAGCCCAGCUUGGAAAAUCUGCUACAGGCUCCACUCGAUGAGAACUUGCUGGAGCUGAAGCAGCAUUGCCUAGAUGCCCUUAAGCACUUUGUGAAGGAGCUAGACCAGGUUUUACUAUCACAAGAGCCCAGUGCCUUGAAAUGAGCCACAGGUUACAAAACACAUUCAUGUAUUGGCAAUUUGGAGAAUUGAAUGGAAUGGAAAAAAUGUUCCAGGUACAGGGUGACUCAAAAAAAAACAAAACAAAACAAAACAGAACCCAUGGAAAUUGUAAUAAAUCCUACAAAGGUCUUAAACUUCAGACUAUUGUUCCAGUUGUCUUCCCCAACAUGUCUUCGUCAACCAAGGAAAAGACAUUUUGCCUGGAGCCCUAUUUCAUCAGUAAAUCAUACCAUUUGGAGAAUAAUUUUGAAAGAACAUGACUUUUAUGCAAAGUGAGCAAGAUAACUGAAACUUUGAGGAAUGAUUGUACACAGACUGAAGUUAGAAAUUUGCUGGACCGUUGUAGGAUUAUUACAAUUUUUUGAGUUGUGUUUUUUUGGGUCAGCAACUACUUGCUCAUGCUACCAGUUUUUAUGAAUUGUUAUGAUUUUUGUUUUUAAAUAAAAUACUGUCUUUUAUUCAGAUUUAAGUAAAAUGGGGAAAAUGACAGAAUUUCACUUUUCAAAAACAAAAAUUAAGAUCUUAAAUGAUUGUGGCUAUAUUUUUACAGUGUGAAGUACUUCUAGUAUUGAGGUAAAUAGGAUAAAAAUGAAAUGAUUCAGAGAUAGGAAAUUAUGAAUUGCUUAGAAUCUAUUUUGUGCUACCAUUUGCAGUUGAUAUGAUUUUGAAAAGUGACAUUAACAUUUCAUUGUGCCAAAAGCUUUGUUUAUGUUUAGAUUCUAAUGAUUUAAGCUUUAUCAGAAAUACUGAGUGUAUUUAACAAUUUCUCUUAUAAAUUUUCAAGGUUUUUAUUGAUAUGUCACAUUAUCUGCAUUCAGUAUCUUGUGUUUUUCCAUCUUUGAAAUGGAGGAAAUGGUGUAUUUGUUUAAUACUUGCAAGAACAUAAUGAGUGCUAACUCUAAUGCAAACUUUUUUAUACGAGCAGUGUUGAAUUUUAAUGUUAGAUUCAUUUAUUGAAUUUUGAUUGGUUUUAGAUUUUCAUGUACCUUGUUUUUUGGGGGGUAAAUAAAAGUCAACAU